GAUAGUGAAGACUAUGCUGAUGAACUCAAUGACUUGCCUCGUGAGUGCUCGUAUGAGAGCGAUAACGCCGAUAGUCCCUGGUCACAUCCGAACCGAUGGGAAGGACAGAUGGCCGUCCCUAUGAUCUAUCUCUCGCUGAUCCACGCCAUAUUCAGACACGGUCCGAACCACUGGCCCUCCACCAUGACUUUGUUCUUCAACGCGCUGAUUGACGAGGAUAACUUAACCAGCUCGCUUCCCCGAUUCGGUAUUACGGAACCACGCCAACUGCUGUAUCUCUGCCAUCUGAUUGGCCCCACCGUGGGGAGCAUGUCGAGUGUACCCUUGAGUGUAAAGUGGGCAUCCCACACGAAUGAUUACCAGGAGCACUACUCUCUGGGUCUGCUCUUCAUGCAGCUGAUGCGGGCCUUUGUGCAGGUGAACAAUGCGGUUGUAGCACGACAUGGAACGUAUGUGCUCCCGUGUACAGCCACUUCUCGGGUCAUCAAUUUCCUGUAUUAUAUAAAGUACCACUACGCUUUUGAGAGCUUCGUGUGGGACGAUGCGCAGCAAAUGAUACAACUGUUCGAUCCCCCCUUGCGGCUGCAGCUGCGUUUCCUUCGACGAUCGUCGCCAUAGCAAUAUGUCUAUGGAUGGCCUUCUUUCUGGUCUCCUCUAGGCUGUUAAUGCCGCGUAUAGUAUAUGUCGGCCCUACCUAUGCAGAGUUAUCUGUAUCGCUGAGUAUGGAUACAGCUACGGCACCUACAUACAAUGGAAUGACUAAAAUGAGCGCAUCGCAUGAACGAGCUACAAUGGAGUUUUUUGCACGAGUUGACCAAUCAUUCCGAAAGUCGCUGCCGUUAUCUCUGACUGCGAAAUUACUAUAGGAAUACACGAUCAUCAAUAUACACUCAUCGAGCUUUACUGGACAUGUUUCUUAAUCGAUAA
Sphaeroforma arctica JP610 is the source of this 927-nucleotide messenger RNA. RefSeq lists its product as hypothetical. Lineage: Eukaryota; Ichthyosporea; Ichthyophonida. The transcript is spliced from 5 exons. Bases 109 to 618 code for a protein of 169 amino acids. The record is from RefSeq and is a predicted model, not a curated record.